This is a messenger RNA of Rhododendron vialii, 3741 nucleotides long. Its product is annotated as transcription factor LHW. The transcript has 10 exons. The record is from RefSeq and is a predicted model, not a curated record. Gene Ontology annotation, biological process: regulation of DNA-templated transcription. Bases 541 to 3333 code for a protein of 930 amino acids. NCBI's taxonomy places the organism in Eukaryota, Viridiplantae, Streptophyta, Magnoliopsida, Ericales, Ericaceae. Gene Ontology annotation, molecular function: DNA-binding transcription factor activity; protein dimerization activity.
UGAAGAGAAUCUCAAUACUCACCAGAAAGGGUAGAAGAGAGGAGAGCAGAAAACAGAGCACUACAGAGAGAGAGAGAGAGAGAAGACAACAACAUCACCACCCAAUCCCUCCCUUUCACAGACAGACAGACACAGACAGCAUCACACAACCCCUGAAUCUCACUACUCUCUCUCUCACCCACACCCCCCACACACAUCUAUUUCUACACCCAAAAAUGGUGAAAAUCAUUUCCAACUACGAGCUCAUUGCCUGCGGCAUAGUGUAGGUCCUUCUCCGCAGCGCGCGCUCUCUCUCUCUCUCUCUCUCUACAGUACCUUCUCCUUCCAUGUUUCUCUCUCUACCUCUCUCAAGAAUGUGCUGCCGGAGGAUGAUCUGGGGGAACUUGGAUCCGGAGAGGAAGAGGAGCGGGGGGCUCAGGACCAAACAGGCGGGACGGGGGUCGUGCCGUGGUAGUUAGACCUGAGAGAAAAAAUCCGAGGCCUAUACUACUUUUAUACCUUUAAAAGCAUUGUUCACUGUUGCAUUCGAGGUUUUGAGCCAUGGGGUAUCUUCUGAAAGAAGCGUUGAAGACUCUUUGUGGCGUUAAUCGGUGGUCUUAUGCUGUUUUCUGGAAGUUCGGUUGCCAAAACCCUAAGCUUUUAAUUUGGGAAGAAUGCUAUUAUGAAUCUUUGUCAUCUUCAAUUCUUCCGCACAAUUCUGGGAUUCAGGGCUCAGAACUGGCUUUUGAAGAGUGGGAAGGGCGCUGGGUUACGGUUGCAGCUAAAAAAUCUCAGGUUGGCGUUCGAGCAGAGGACAAAGUCUCUUCACUCAUAAACAAAAUGAUGUCGGAUAACCGAGUUAAAGUUCUAGGACAGGGGCUAGUUGGGCGAGCUGCAUUUACUGGUAACCAUUUAUGGAUUCUGUCGGAGAACUACGCUGGAGAAACCCAUCCAUCAGAGGUUCAAACUGAAGUGUGCCACCAAUUUUCAGCUGGGAUAAGGACAGUUGCAGUAAUUCCCGUCCUUGGUCAUGGUGUUGUUCAACUUGGUUCAUCCUUGGAUAUUAUGGAGAACAUGACAUUUCUGAAUGAUGCGAAGAAUUUAAUCUUUCAACUAGGAUGUGUAUCUGGUGCUCUAUUAUCCGACUAUUACACAUCAAAAGAACCAGCUCCGAGGAUUGGGUUACCUGCUUUUCCCAGAAGACCUGUAUUUACUACUCCAGCUGGGAACCACAUGGUGAAAGAUUCUGUUCCUUCUGUUACUGACAGCUGCAACCAGCAUAGUGUUCCAUCUCAGGUUUUGGAGCUUGUUGGUCACCCUUCUAAUUCUGUAAUUGGUGCUUCAUCAUUUCAAAGGCCUGAAAUGGCAUCAAAUGGUGUCCAACCACCGAAUAAUGUCUGCCAGCCAAAUGUAACUCCAGUUAUGAAACCAAGUUUUCCUUUCAGUAGCCAAUUUGACUGUGAGCAAACAGAAGCUGAAGUGAUCCAGUUGAACCCAGAGCUAUGGCUGAAUCCAGCAUCUUCUCCCUACAACCUUAGGUCUGGAUUCAAUGAACAAUUUCAUGUUAAUCCAAUGUCUGCAAAUUAUAGCAAUUUAGGAAUAAUGGAAGAGCAGAUCUUUUCUGAUUUUAUGAAGGAUCAGGCUAACAACAGUUUAACCACAUCAGGUGGCAUUACGAUGUCUCAACUGAGAACAAAUGGAGGAUUAGGUUCUAGUGAAGUUCAGUUGCAUAGACAAGCUAGUAAUAGUAAUUAUAAAUCAAUGGUAAACUCGUGUUCUCUUCCAGCUGUGAGUGGGCUCAAUGCCGGUUCAUCUAACACAGAGGUAUCAGCGUCUGAUCUGACAGAUCAUUUCACGGCCAAUCACUUGCUUUUGGGGAAUUCUGACUUCAGAGACCAAUCUAAAAAAGACAAGUGUUCGCAAAUCGAAGUUGGUCAGAGAAAUGAACAUAUGGCGAAUGAUGUAUUUCAAUCCCUUGACAUCCCAUCGGUCCAUCUGGACAGACGUACAAAUUUAAGCGAGAUCAUUUCCUGCUCCGACCUUGAUAGCCAAAGGCAUGACUAUGGAAAUCAGAAUUCAAAGUCAAAAGCUGCUAAAAGUGAGGACAAACCUCAGUCAGGGGAUGACCUGUUUGAUAUUCUGGGAGUGGAUUUCAAGAACAAACUAUUCAAUGACAGCUGGAAUAGCUUUCUUGAUGGGGGGCCAGAUUCAAUCACAAAACCAUUGAAUAAGAACAAUUAUGCAUCCUCAAAUCUUGAGGAUGCAGAUUCUGAAUUAUAUAGUGGUAUUUUUGGUGCGACUGGUACCGACCAUCUAUUGGAUGCUGUCGUAGGAAGGGUCCCUACUGCUGUCAAGCAGAGCUCAGAUGACAAUGAUUCUUGCAAAACCGUACUUACAAAGAUCAGUAGCUCUUCUGUUCCUAAUCUUUCUCCCUCCUAUGGACGAAUUAAUGUGCCUGAUCAGAUGCAAGGAAAUUUAUCUGGGCUUCCCAAGUCUCUGGCAAAAUUAGCUGCAGUAGGGUCAUGUUCUUUUAAGUCUGAGUGCAGCAAGGAAGAUACAGGCAAUUACUCCCGUACCAGUUCGGUAUGUGGAUCGCAAAUGAGUUCAUGGGCUGAACAGGCUCAUAGUAUGAAACACAAUAGUAGCACUUCCGGUUCAUAUUCUAAGAGGCCUGAUGAGGUCAGCAAAUCAAAUCGCAAAAGGCUUAAACCUGGAGAAAACCCUAGACCCAGGCCAAAAGAUCGCCAGAUGAUUCAAGAUCGUAUGAAAGAGUUGAGGGAAAUUGUACCUAAUGGGGCCAAGUGUAGCAUUGAUGCGCUGCUGGAGCGUACAAUUAAGCAUAUGCUUUUCUUGCAAAGUGUUACAAAGCAUGCUGACAAGCUUAAACAAGCUGGAGAGUCCAAGAUUAUCAAUACAGAUGGUGGGCUACUAAUGAAAGAUAACCUUGAAGGAGGAAGGACAUGGGCAUAUGAAGUUGGAUCACAAUCUAUGGUCUGUCCUAUCAUAGUUGAGGAUCUGAAUCGACCUCGUCAAAUGCUUGUGGAGAUGCUUUGUGAAGAACGUGGUCUAUUUCUGGAAAUAGCUGAUAUCAUAAGAGGAUUGGGAUUAACCAUCCUCAAGGGGGUGAUGGAAACUCGGAAUGACAAGAUCUGGGCGCGCUUUGCAGUUGAGGCUAACAGGGAUGUCACAAGGAUGGAGAUCUUCGUGUCUCUUGUUCACCUUCUAGAGCAGACCAUUAAGAACAACGCAGUAGCAUCUGGCAACGCUAUUGAGAAUGGCAAUAUGAUGGUCCACCAGUCUUUCCACCAAGGAACCUCCAUUCCUGCGACGGGCCAGCCUUGUGGUUUACAGUGAACCACUGCUAUUUUGGUGUGUGGACGUGUUGAGAGCAAACCCUGUUUCGGCUUUCCUGCGACGGGCCAGCCUGGUGGUUUACAGUGAACCAUGGCUAUUUUGGCGCGUGGACGUGUUGAGAGCAAACCCUGUUUCGGCUUGCCAUGACUAACACGAUCCUGGACUCAUUCUUGCUGCUUCUCCUGAGAUUUAUGACAGACCUCAUUUGAAGUGGGAGAGAUUGUUUGUUGUUUCCUGAAAAGGGUGCCUGAAUGUACUAAUCCAAUGUCUAUUUCUUCUUUGUUUCCGGUUUCCUCCUCGGGUAGUGUAGUGUGCUGGAGGUAGUAACCCAAACUUGUUCGGUGUCGGUUCUCGUUUAGAAAUGUAUAGAACAUUUGGGACAUGGAAUGUAGGGGUUUUAAGUUUCCA